Molecule: messenger RNA, 2665 nt
Organism: Cuscuta europaea
Lineage: Eukaryota; Viridiplantae; Streptophyta; Magnoliopsida; Solanales; Convolvulaceae
Source: the annotation of a GenBank genome assembly
CCUUGAUCGAUUUAAAGAAUCAACACUGCCCAAGUUUUCAAUAAUGGUAGGGCUUCAUUUUCUUUUUUGAGACUCACUAAUCAUAUCCUAAUCAUCUUUGUCUAGGUUUCUUAACAUUUUUAGCUAUUAACAUCUUUGGCCCAAGUUUUCAAUAAUGGUUGGCAGUUACAGCUAAAGUUGGUGUGUCUCUUUUUUUAGCUUUUGCAUGCUUCUCAUCCCGAAGUUAAUUGUACACCUAUGUAUCACAUGAAGUGGAGAAGCAUCACCAAUUAGCAACUUCCUGAUUUCAUUUGUAAGACCAACAAUGAAACCAACAAUCUGCAUAGGAAAUGAUCAGGUGAGUUAUGGCAAUGAUGUAGGGUAACAUUGUUGAAGACUUGAAGUUGGACAUGUUGGAAAAAUAUUCCAUUUAAAUGCCCUUGGACCAUUUAUAUAAUUUAAUAUAUAUUGGAGACAUUUAUGUCUUACCAUUAAGUUUGCCAUAUGACAGAUUUGGUCCUUGUAUUUAUGUAUAGUUAACAUAUGAUGGGUAUGUUUUAACAUUAAAUAAUACAUAAGGGAUCAAAUGGGUUUCUCUUUGAUACAAAAUAUAAAAGGCAUCCGCCCAUUCAAUUCUUACGACUAAACGAACGUACACGUUCAUUCCCAAGGGUCUCAAGAACACCUAUAAUAAGAGACCCAAGGGAGAAUCGUUUAAUCCAUCGAAAUCCGCUUGUAUCCUUAGAGAAUCAAAACGUCAUGGCUUCAUCGUCUUCUACGACACCAUCAACAUUCGGUUUCUCCUCAACCGCAUCUACUGUUACCCCAUACAAUUAUGGGAUAGAACCUCUAAAUGGUACAAACUUCUCAACAUGGAGAGAAUCUGUAAAACUCUCACUUGGCAUGAUGGACCUCAACCAAGCACUGAGAAUGGAUCCACCGGAUGCUCCUAACGCUGAGAGCACUGUGGAGCAGAAGCGUUCUUAUGAACAGUGGGAGAGGUCCAACAGAAUGUGCCUCAUGGUGAUCAAGAAUUCCAUAUCUGUAGCUAUUCGCGGAGCCAUUCCAGACUCAGAAAAUGCGAAAACCUACCUAGAAUAUGUGGAAGAACAGUUUAAGGGCACUUCUAAAGCACAUGCUAGUACCUUGAUUCUCAAAAUGUUGACGAGUAAGUAUGAUGGAGUGAGUGGUAUUCGUGAGCACAUCAUGAAAAUGUCUGAUAUGUCCAAUAAGCUCAAAAGUAUGGACAUGGAAAUAAGUGAAGGUUUCCUCGUUCAUUUCAUAAUGACUUCUCUACCUGCAUCUUAUGGUCCGUUCAAGAUCAAUUACAACACGCAGAAAGAGAAAUGGACAAUGAGCGAGUUGAUUGCUAUGUGCAUUCAAGAAGAAGAGCGCCUUAAAGUUGAAAGACCAGAUGUUGCUCAUCUCACCACCACAAACUCAAAGAAAAGGAAAGGCAAUCGUCAAGGAGGAGGAAAAGGUAACAUUUCUAAGGUCCCAAAGAUAGGUGCAAGCGUGAGCUCCGGUCCUUACUGUAAGUUUUGUCGCUUCAAAGGGCAUUACCAGAGGGAGUGCCCUAAGUUUAAGGCAUGGCUGACUAAGAAAGGUAACUUAACCACCUAUGUAAUUUAUGAAUCAUUAAACACAUCAGUUCCCCUUAAUACUUGGUGGAUUGACUCUGGUUCAAUGGUUCAUGUUUCAAACACACCGCAGGGAUUCCAUUCAAUCCGGACAUUGGGAAGAAAGCAAAGAGUGAUUAAGGUGGGCAACGGAGAAGAAUUAGAAGUGGAGGCCAUUGGAACUAUCUCAUUAAUUUUAGAGAGUGGCUUCAUUCUUCAUCUUCGUGAUGCUCUUUAUGUACCUAAUAUUACUCGUAAUUUAGUGUCUGUAUCGAAACUAAGUGCUGAUGGUUUUACAUUUAAUUUCGUGUACAAUAAAGUGACAGUAAGCUUGAACUCAAAUGUAAUAGGAUUUGGUAGCAUGGAGGGAAAUCUCUAUAAAUUAUGCUUAGAUACUAAUUUUAUGGAAUCCCCUUUGUCAUUUAAUAUAACUGAAAAUCCUUGUAAGAGAAAGAGAGAAUUGGAAUCGUCGUCUAAUUUGUGGCAUCAAAGGUUGGGCCACAUAUCACGAGAUCGAAUGAUAAGACUCGUGAAAGACGGAAUUCUUCCAAAUCUUGACUUCUCAGAUUAUGACAAGUGUGUGAAGUGUUUGAAAGGGAAAUUGUCUAAGAAAAUUAAGAAAGGCGCCACACGAAGCACUGGUUUGUUAGAAUUAAUACACACCGAUAUUUGUGGGCCUUUUCCCGAUUCCAUAAGUGGUCAUAAGUCCUUUAUUACUUUCAUAGACGAUUAUUCACGCUAUAUGUACCUAUAUUUGAUUAAGGAAAAAUCUGAAUCACUAGAUAUGUUCAAGGCUUAUAAAGCUGAAGUUGAAAAUCAACUUGAUCGAAAAAUCAAAGUAGUGAGAUCGGAUAGGGGUGGAGAGUUCUAUGGUCGACACACUGAUAUUGGUCAAGCUCCUGGAUCUUUCCAUGAAUUUUGUAAAGAUCACGGGAUCAUCAACCAAUAUACCAUGCCCGGCACCCCUCAACAAAAUGGGGUUGCUGAAAGGCGGAACAGGACUCUUAUGGAUAUGGUCCGAAGUAUGUUGGCUAACUCUAAUCUUCCCCAAAUCUUAUGGACCGAGG